UGGGCGGGGCGGAAGGGCAACGGCUCGCCUCUUUCUCCCUCCAGCUGAGGCGCAGUUGGCGCGUCCCCCGCUCCUCCUCCCCCCCCGCUCGGUUCUGCGGGGAAGACGAAGCCGAGCAGGAGAGCAGGCGGCGGAGGCGGCGGGUGCUGGGCUGACAGGACAAUGGCGCUGCUCCCCUCGGCACGGAACCCCCUGCUGCUGCCUCCGGCCCGAAGAGGGCGCCCGAAGGCCCGGGGAGGCGCCCAGCCCAGCGUCAGUUGUAGCCGCCUUCGACAAAUUCAGAACAUCCUGACGCAGAGCAGCAAAUCCCAGCCAGAUGGAAUACUGUGCAUUUUGGGGAUUGACAGCCGGUACAACGAGGGCUGCCGGGAACUGGCAAACUACCUUCUCUUUGGCUUGUACAACCAGGGCAACAAUGAAUUUGAAAGAUCGGGGUUUCCUGAAGAGGUCCUUGACGAUGUGAUCCUACUAGUAAAGCCAGACAGCGUCCAUCUCUAUUGCAACCCUGUCAACUACAACUACCUUUUGCCAUAUGUAGCAUUCUGGAGAAACUUGCAUUUCCACUGCCUGACUGAAAACGAGUAUGAAGACGAAGAGGCUGCGGAGGAAUUCAAAAUUUCCAGCUUCGUAGACAUGGUUCGUGACUGCAGUCGAAUCGGCAUUCCCUUCAGCUCACAAGGACAUCUGCAGAUAUUCGACAUGUUCAUUGUUGAAAAGUGGCCGAUCGUGCAGGCCUUUGCCCUGGAAGGAAUUGGCGGCGAUGGCUUCUUCACAAUGAAAUAUGAGCUGAUGGAUGUCAGUGUGGACUUGUGGAAAACGUACAGCAAGAUUGAUCCUGUUUCUCUGGAGAGUUUGCUUUACGAGGAUUUGAUGACUUUCGAACAUCAGUGGACCAAUUUCUUUGCCAAUUUUGACACUGAAAUCCCUUCCAUCCUGGAGCUGUCAGAGUCACAGGCAGGAGAGCCAUUCCGAAGUUACUUCAGCCAUGGAAUGAUUUCCAGCCAUAUCACGGACAACAGCCCCAGCAGGCAGCCAUUUGUCCUGUUUGGCACCCAUUCCUCAAAAGAGAACCUGAACUCUGGCAACUUCAAUUUCCCUUCCGAGGGCCACCUGCUUCGCAACACUGGGCUUGGCGGGAGCACGGCCAAGCACAUGGUUGUGCAGUGUGUCUCUCCAAAGGGACCUCUGGCUUGCUCCAGGACCUACUUCUUUGGCGCCACUCACACACCUUACCUUGGCAAUGACAAUGAGAUGGAAAAGAAAGCCGAACAAGUCAAGCUGCUCUCUCAAAUCUAUGCUGCUGCCGUAGAGGCUGUCCUGGCUGGUAUAGACUCCUAUUCAAGAACAUCCAAUACCAGCAAGGCAAAGGAAGUAGCCGAGCAAACGUUCUUCAGUUUCCUCGAUGCCUUUGAACUGGCUUACUUUAAAACUCCACUGCGCACCAGAAUAAAUUUUCAGAUUCAAGCUGUGAACAACCAUGGAAGAAUUAUUCCGCUGGAUAAUGAGGACAGCCUCUACUUAGUGAAAACAGUGUCCAUGACAGUAUAUGACAUUCCUGACUUGCUUGGCGGAAGAGGCUGCCUUGGGUCGGUGAUCUUCUCAGAAUCAUUCCUGGCGUCACAAAUUCUUGUGAAAGAAAAAGAUGGCAGCAUUAGCACAGAAACCAGCUACGUCAUUCUCACUGCAGCUAUCCCGAGAUCUGUUUCUUGGCUGGUUGAAGAUAACGAAGUGAAACUGUCGGAGAAGGCCCAGCGAAUCCUGAAGGAAGAAGAAUCUUUCCUGGGAACCUUCCUGACGGGAGGUGACGGAGCCUAUAUUGCUUCCAGCAAUUCCCUGUGUAGACCAGAGGAAGGCAAGCUCUAUUUCUUCUCAGAGGGCCUUCUGUUUUGCCACCCCCACUACGGAAGCAUCCCCAUUUCCAAGUCUCACAUGACAUCCAUCAGGUUCUACGAUGGGGACUCUACGAGUGUGGUUGCCGCUCUCCUUAUCGACUACAAGAGCUCCUUGCUUGCUCACCUGCCGGUCCAGCUCCACACUCCAGGCAACUCUCUGAUGAUCGCGCUUUUCCCAAAGUCAAAGCUUUAUAAAGCUUUCUACUCACAGGUCUGCUCUGUCUGGCAACAGCGGGGGAAUUCGGGAGUAACCUUGAAGAUGACCCAGGAUGGCUGCCUGCCUGUAGAACAGGAGAAAUUGCAUACCAGCAUGCAGAAGCUUUUCACCGUCAUGUCCUGUCCCCCCGGAGAAAGAUGGAGCCAGCUGAGAAUAUCGGUCAGCCUCCCAGAUCUGGACAGAUUUUUACAGCACUUUACAGUCAGCAGCGUAAGCCGAGAGCCAGUGAUGAGAGCCCAUUUGCCAACGUUGCUGCAGCAGUCCAAAACGCUUCCUGACAACGAGGCGGAGAAUGAUAAGGUGGUGAUCACCAUCUUAACUGGCCUCCCGGGAUGUCGCUCGAGUGAUCUCUGUUCUUUCCUGGUCACUUUUAACAAAGAAUAUGGAAGGUGGCUUGUUUAUCGCCAGACCAUGGACAGCCCUGAAUGUUUCAGCGCAGCUCAUUUCCAGCGGUUCCUGGCAAGCGUCCUUGAACCCCAGCACAGCCGGAGUGCCCGUCUCUCGGCUUACAGUAGGAAGAAAGUGCGGUUGCUGGUGGUUCUGCAAGGAUACACAGAUGUGAUUGACGUUGUCCAGGCCCUCCAGACUCACCCAGACGCUGACGUGAAGGCUGCUUUCGUCAUUGGAGCCAUCAGUACUUGCAUAGAGCCACUGAGUUGCUACAUGGAACACAGGCUUCUUUUCCCCAAGUUCCUGGACCAGUGCUCACAAGGUUUGGUGAGCAACGUGGUCUUCACAAGCCAUACAGCCGAGCAGAGACACCCACUCCUUGUUCAGCUCCAGAACCUCGUCCGAGCCGCGAACCCCACCGUUUCGUUCAUCCUGGCAGAAAACGGGGUCGUGACCAGGAAUGAAGACAUCGAACUAAUCCUAUCUGAAAACAGUUUCUCAGCUCCGCAGAUGCUGACGACUCGCUACUUAACAUACCCUGGCUGGUACGAGGGCAAAUUCUGCGCAGGUUCCACCUUUCCUCCGAUGGUUCAGAUCUGUGUGUGGUUUAACCGUCCUUUGGAGAAAACACGAUUUGUGGCCAAGUGUAAAGCCCUGAAGUCCUCCAAUAAGUCAAGUCCUUUCUCUGGAAACGUCUACCACAUUUUGGGGAAAGUUAAGUUUUCAGAUUCAGAUCGGACAAUCGAGGUCUGCCACAACACCUCGUCCAACUCCUUAAGCCUGGCGCCUGUUCAGGAAGGGCCAACCCCGUUCCCUCCUCCUGAUUCAAGAAACGAGAGCCGAGACCACAGCGGGCCUCAGGAGCACUUCCUGGUCUUCGUCGGCUGCUCCCUCAAGGAGGACGACAUCAAGGACUGGCUGAGGCAAACUGCAAAGCAGAAACCACAGAGGAAGGCUCUGAAAACCCGGGGCAUGCUGACCUCGCAGGAGAUCAAGAACAUCCAUGUGAAACGCCACUUGGAUCCUCUUCCAGCUGGCUACUUCUACAACGGGACGCAGUUUGUGAAUUUCUUUGGUGACAAGUUGGAUUACCAUCCACUGAUGGAUCAGUUCAUGAACGACUACCUGGAGGAGGCGAACCGUGAGAUUGAAGAGUACAACCGAGAGCUUGAGGAACUGGAGUUCCACGACCUCUUUGAGCAGAAGACCUAAGCGAGACCCCUGCCCGCCUGUGCCAAGGCACACAACCCUUGAUGAGAUGGGGGCAAAACGUCAGUGACCAAGAAACGCUUUUUGUCCUUGCUGGCUAACAGGAAAAUGAAAUCAUCCGUUUUUCAACUAUUCUUCUAAUAUUUAGCUUCCAUUCAUGUAAAGUUGGCCUUUUUUCUUUUCUUUUUAAAGAAAUGCCUGAUGCACUUCCACGUUAAUUUUGAGCUCUUGGCCCUUGAAUUCUCUGGCUUACAGUGGAAAGGAGAGGUGUGGCUUGCUUCUUGUUUUAAAUUACAAAGCUGCAUUUCCUAGUACAUGAAGCUGGUCCUGACCAUAGUUUUCUGACAUCCCACAAUUGCCCCUCUCCAAAUUGCCCCUGGUGUGUUCCUAAAGCGAGAAAUGGGGGAACACGUAAGCUCUUGAGGGCUUCUCUUAACCAGCAUGGUGGUUUUUGGGGUGUUCCUAAAGCGAGAAAUGGGGGAACAUGUAAGCUCUUGAGGGCUUCUCUUAACCAGCAUGGUGGUUUUGGGGGUGUUCCUAAAGCGAGAAAUGGGGGAACACGUAAGCUCUUGAGGGCUUCUCUUAACCAGCAUGGUGGUUUUUGGGGUGUUCCUAAAGCGAGAAAUGGGGGAACAUGUAAGCUCUUGAGGGCUUCUCAUAACCAGCAUGGUGGUUUUGGGGGUGUUCCUAAAGCGAGAAAUGGGGGAACACGUAAGCUCUUGAGGGCUUCUCUUAACCAGCAUGGUGGUUUUUGGGGUGUUCCUAAAGCGAGAAAUGGGGGAACACGUAAGCUCUUGAGGGCUUCUCUUAACCAACAUGGUGGUUUUUGGGGUGUUCCUAAAGCGAGAAAUGGGGGAAUACGUAAGCUCUUGAGGGCUUCUCUUAAGCAGCAUGGUGGUUUUUGGGGUGUUCCUAAAGCGAGAAAUGGGGGAACACAUAAGCUCUUGAGGGCUUCUCUUAACCAACAUGGUGGUUUUUGGGGUGUUCCUAAAGCGAGAAAUGGGGGAACACGGAAGCUCUUGAGGGCUUCUCUUAACCAGCAUGGUGGUUUUUGGGGUGUUCCUAAAGCGAGAAAUGGGGGAACAUGUAAGCUUUUGAGAGCUUCUCUUAACCAGCAUGGUAGUUUUUGGGGGUGUUCCUAAGGUGAGAAAUAGGGGAACACAAAUCCUAAAGUGAAAUUUGGUAUCACACUUGCAGUUUCUGUGACUGUACUUUUGCUGUAAAACAGAACGUCUGUGCUUCCGUUUGGUACAUUAGCAGCAACGUGCCAGUUUGUUCCAGGCUGAAAUAAGAGCAGCAGUCACUUCUUGAGUGUUAAGAGUUCUACUUGAGUAUUAAGAGCACACCAGAGAGUGUUUCCAGUAAGUCUCCAAGAUGCACAUCUUUGCAGUGUUGGGAAAGGCCAGCUUGGAUAAAAUGCUUACCGCUUUUGGGCAGGAUGGGACUGUUGCCCGCUAGAUGCAUUGGCUGUCAUGUUGGCACAGCUUCUGUGUGUGCGCUGGAGUCAGACCCCGUGUCUUGAGUCUUCUGUGUGGUUCUGGCCUGUGCAUAUUACUCCUGUGUAGACCCAGCGCAUGCACGAAAGACGGGCCUGGAGGUACAAACCCCGCAAUCUGGCCGCCCGGUGACGGUUUGCAUGUGUGUCCGCUGCGGAGUCCAAACCACAUGAAAGCAGUUGCUUGGUGGUUUUCACGCCGGCUGUGGCAUCCUGAUAAUUGAAGGCUGAAGGGCAGGAUCUCCUCCUUCUCUGCAAUAUGUGCAUCUUGGUAGCUGGAGCGAUUCAAAGCCCCGCCUCCUGAGAGGCGCUUCUAAAACUCAAGUAGAAAAGGAAGCGUGUCAAAUCAACCUGCUUUAUCCAUCGGAAAUAACAGGAACACGGCUGGACUCCAAAAGCUGAGCUGGCCUGGGGCUUCCUAUAAAAACUUGAUGCAAAAUUCUUAAUCUCCAGGAGAUGAUAAAGAGAGGGAGCCUCGUUGGGUAGUGUACUCUGUAUCCCCAGUUGAGCAUCUUUCACUCCUGGUGGAUUCCAGACAACUCAUCCUUAGAAAAAGAGACCCAGCUUAGCAUUCUACGUAACACAGCUUAAAUUUUGAAUGUUUUCAUAGGUUUUCAUUAUGCCUGUUGAAGUUUCCCCCCCCUCCCUAGCCUAAAUUACUGUUGCACUCCAUAGGCCCUUGAACAGGCAUGAAGCGGUUUCCGUAAAACUGAAGGCCGGCUUUUUUUCCUUGUUGACUAAAUAUUAUUUUAAGCUUUCUGUGGGGGUCGUAAAUGCCCAUACUACAGGCAAUAGGGCAUCCUCCUAAGGAUUGUGAAUUUAUCUAUGCAUGACCGUUACCUUAGUUAACUCUUGGAAUAAUAUACUGAUAGUGCCUGGUAGUAUAAAUGGUAGCUAGAAAAUUAAUUUUGGAGGAGGAGUUGGUGCGUUUGAGCUAAGCCAGCUCGGCUGGAACAUGUGAAAAGGUAAGGUGUCCUCUUCAAGUGGCUCCCACAGCGAGCAGGGGGGACCUUACUCCGUACGCUUUGAGACAGGAACCAAUUUCUGAAUCAUCCCUCCAGAAAACAAAGAGCAAUACCGAGAAGCAACUUCUCAGGAGCUAGUGCACAGGUUGGCAUGAGUGUAUUGAGUGACUGUGGACCUGUGUUAUCCUGCUCCUCAGAUGAAGAGCAUGGUGCGUAGGCCCCCAGGGCUACACAAUCUCUGCUGUCUUCCUCCCCCUUUGGAGCUGACCUCUUCCAUGGAAGCCAGCAAGAAGCCGUCAUGGGCCAAGAGGGCUCCGAGUGGGUGGAUCUGUGCCCAAUCUCUGGCAGAGUCCAGGUCCAGAAUAUAGUCCUGUCAAGAGCAAGACUUAUUAGCAAAGAGAGAUUCUUGCAAAAGGAAGCCAAGUAUCGGUUGCUGGAGGUGGCACACCGUUUGCCCCUCUUGUGGCUGGCUGACUGGCAAAUUUAAAGUCCUUCUCUGGUGAUAAGAGUUCAGGCAGCAAAGCCUGGCUUUCCAGGGGGAGCAUUGAAUUCUGCUGUUGCCUCUGACUUGCUUCUCUGCUCUUAAACUCCAGAUUUCUAACAUGUGCUCCUUUGUGUAUCCGGCCCAAACGAUACUGUUGUCGAGUGUAGCAAGUAUUAAAAAGCAUGCCAAAGGCAAAGCACCUUCAAAUCAGCCACAGCUCAAUCGCAUAAGCCAAUCAAGAAUUGGGAUGUCUGGAGUUUUCUGGAGGGAUAAAAUGUCAAAAUGUGCUGGGCCACGAUCCACUGGAAACCUUCCCUCUUGCAAGGCUCCAAAUUGAUGCCAGUGAGGGUUUCCUGGUGGAUUGCGCCAAAGCUGAUGGGCGGAGAGGGUAUUAAGCAACUCCCCCCUCCCCCGUCAACAUAAUUUAGUGCAGACCCCAAUUGCUCCUCCCUCUUUAGUUUAGAUUGUCUAAUGAUCUGCAAAAGCCAUAUAUAGAGAUAACCGCGUUUGCUACGCAGCUUCUCGAAGGUGAGGCAAACGGCAACUUGGAUGCAUUGCCUCACCUUCUUCGUGGAUAAUGAUCAUAGAUUUUAAGUGCAAUUGUUAUUAAAAUAGGUGAAGAGAUUGUAGCUUACUUAGCUCUGCUGAACUCUGAAAUUUACAAAACAGAAGGGGCAGAUCCCGAAGGGCAGAUCCUCCGGCAACUGGUUCCAACCAUUGCCUUUUUCAGCCACGAGAACUGCUUUUGCAAGAGACUCACCCGGCUGCCCCAAGAAUUUGCUUCAGGGCAAUCCCAUGCCUUGCAGCUGUAGACUUGUAUGGCACAAUGCAGCAAGCAGCAUCCGGCACGCACAACUUCCUCCGUGCCACUGCAUGCCAUCCAGACCUUUGGGCUGGGGCUGGCGGAAGUUGGGAUCCCACAGCACGCGGAGGCCUCAAACCAGGAAGAGCUGCUGGAGAUCUUCCUCCUUGGCUGCCUCUAGGGGUUUGCAGAAAAUAGGCUGAGCCUCUGCAUUCAAACAGCUUCCCGGUUUGGUGAUAUCCACCAUGUGAAAUGAUUUCUGUAGCAGCCACAGAAGAUGUGCUGGCCUUAAAUGGGCAGCUCCCUUUUGAGCAGGCAUCAGUGAGGCACCAGGAACGCUCUUGAGAGCAAUCCUCACAUUGAGAAGCUCAGGCACCUCAUUUCAGUGCAGUUCAGUCGCUGCUGCGCAGGCAGGGAGGCUGCCUCGGCCAGUCAGGAGGACCGCAGGGCGGACUGGGAGGAGGAGGAGGCUGCUAGGUUUGUUUCGCCCCUCCAUUCUUUUCCGGGGCACCAAAUCGGCUGUUUGGGGAGUUGGCACAGGGCCAAUGCCCUAGGCUCCAUCCCAUGACUUGCCAACGGCUGUUGGGCAAGCUUCCAAAGGGACCCUUUCUGCUUUUGGACCCCCCUACACUGUGGGGGCCAAGCAGGAAUGGCCGAGGUGUGUCUGUGUGUGGACUCUCCCACCCAUCCCAGUGGGACUGCACAGACAAGUCAGAGUUUUAGCAGAACAGAGGCAUGGUAGAGAGAGACAUAUAUAUAUAUAUAUCUAUAUGUAUACGUUGUACUGCAUGCUAAGUAAGAACAAUACCCCUGUAAUAACUACAAAGGCCUUUCACCAUUCUGGUACUGCGAUGACUUCUAUUUUGGUAUUGACGAAAUUUUCUCGAUUACCUCAAUUUUCUUAACGUUCAACUGUGAUUUUUUU
Molecule: messenger RNA, 8379 nt
Organism: Zootoca vivipara (common lizard)
Lineage: Eukaryota; Metazoa; Chordata; Lepidosauria; Squamata; Lacertidae
Gene: DNAAF9
Product: dynein axonemal assembly factor 9
Source: RefSeq, a predicted model, not a curated record